UGCAACAGCACCACCACCAGAAUUCCUUAUGCACAAGGCAUCCGCCCGGCCCAGGUCGAGACCACAACCCCCCCAGCAGCUCCAGCAGCAGGAUCAGCACAUCAGGACCGGGCCUGUGAGUUUGUGGAGUGCCCCAUGAAGGCAGAAGACAGAGAAAAAUGUGUGUCUGACAUCGAUAUGGCAAACAUGGUACACAAAGCAGAUACAUGUUUUUUAGCUGGACUGUGUAUUAUUCUUAUUACUGUGUAAUUACAAUACUUGUUACUCCUACAAGUAUAAUAACGCAGUAAUAAGAACACUAAAGUGUUAUAGACAUUUGUUUUAAUAAACUGUGAGGUACUGAAUGUUGGCAUUUGGUGUACUUCCUCUCUUUCUUUCUUUUUUUUUUUUACCAAGGAAGUGGUUGGCUAAUGGCUCAAAUGUAUUUUAAACCAGUCAGUUACAAGAUAGGAGCUACUACAGCAUUACACAAGGCUUGCGAAAGUAUUCACCCCCCUUGGCAUUUUUCCUAUUUUGUUGCCUUCCAACCUGGAAUUAAAAUUGAUUUUUUGGGGUUUGUAUAAUUUGAUUUACACAACACUUUGAAGAUGCAAAAUAUUUUUUCUUCUGAAACAAACAAGAAAUAAGACAAAAAAACAGAAAACUUGAGCGUGCAUAACUAUUCCCCCCCCCCAAAGUCAAUACCUUGUAAAGCCACCUUUUGCAGCAAUUACAGCUGCAAGUCUCUUGGGGUAUGUCUCUAUAAGCUUGGCACAUCUAGCCACUGGGAUUCUUGCCCAUUCUUCAAGGCCAAACUGCUCCAGCUCCUUCAAGUUGGAUGGGUUCUGCUGGUGUACAGCAAUCUUUAAGUCAUACCACAGAUUCUCAAUUGGAUUGAGGUCUGGGCUUUGACUAGGCCAUUCCAAGACAUUUAAAUGUUUCCCCUUAAACCACUUGAGUGUUGCUUUAUCAGUAUGCUUAGGGUCAUUGUCCUGCUGGAAGGUAACCUCUGUCCCGUCUCAAAUCUCUGGAAGACUGAAACAGGUUUCCCUCAAGAAUUUCCCUGUAUUUAGCGCCAUCCAUCAUUCCUUCAAUUCUGACCAGUUUCCCAGUCCCUGCCGAUGAAAAACAUCCCCACAUCAUGAUGCUGCCACCACCAUGCUUCACUGUGGGAAUGGUGUUCUCGGGGUGAUGAGAGGUGUUGGGUUUGCGUCAGACAUAGCGUUUUCCUUGAUGGGCAAAAAGCUACAUUUUUUGUCUCAUCUGACCAGAGUACCUUCUUCCAUAUGUUUGGGGAGUCUCCCACAUGCCUUUUGGCGAACAUCAAACGUGUUUGCUUAUUUUUGUCUUUAAGCAAUGGCUUUUUUCUGGCCACUCUUCCAUAAAGCCCAGCUCUGUGGCGUGUACGGCUUAAAGUGGUCCUAUGGACAGAUACUCCAAUCUCCUCUGUGGAGCUUUGCAGCUCCUUCAGGGUUAUCUUUGGUCUAUUUGUUGCCUCUCUGAUGAAUGCCCUCCUUGCCUGGUCCGUGAGUUUUGGUGGGCGGCCCUCUUUUGGCAGGUUUGUUGUGGUGCCAUAUUCUUUCAAUUUUUAAAUAAUGGAUUUAAUGGUGCUCUGUGGGAUGUUCAAAGUUUCAGAUAUUUUUUUAUAACCCAACCCUGAUCUGUACUUCUCCACAACUUUGUCCCUGACCUGUUUGGAGAGCUCCUUCGUCUUCAUGGUGCCGCUUGCUUGGUGGUGCCAUUUGCUUAGUGGUGUUGCUGACUCUGGGGCCUUUCAGAACAGGUGUGUAUAUAUACUGAGAUCAUGUAACAGAUCAUGUGACACUUAGAUUGCACACAGGUGGACUUUAUUUAACUAAUUAUGUGACUUCUGAAGGUAAUUGGUUGCACCAGAUCUUAUUUAGGGGCUUCAUAGCAAAGGGGGUGAAUACAUAUGCACCCACCAUUUUCCGUUAUUUAUUUCUUAGAAAUCUUUGAAACAAGUUAUUUUUUUCAUUUCACUUCACCAAUUUGGACUGUUUUGUGUAUGUCCAUUACAUGAAAUCCAAAUAAAAAUCCAUUUAAAUUACAGGUUGUAAUGCAACAAAAUAGGAAAAACGCCAAGUGGGAUGAAUACUUUUGCAAGGCACUGUAAAUGCAGAAUUGUUACGUGAUAUGCAUUGCUUCCAUACACCGUUCCAGUGGUGGUAAUGAAAAGCACAGACAUUUUCAACAAACCUUUACAUGGCGAUACUUCCUUAAUUCUCGACUUGGAAGGCACCAGUGUCUCUCCCUUCGCAAGUUGCAGGUGGAACGUUGGAAUUUAGAAAAUGCUCUGUUAUUCAAUUAAAUACAGUUUUGCUUCAUGAAGUAAUCCAACAAUGCAUAGGCAGCCAUUUGGUCUAUUUCUAAUCUUCUCUCAUUGAUCAAGACAGAAAUUAAGCAUUGCUUUGAAUGACACCUGAUGUGACUGAAAACUCAGUAGGCUAGUUCUGUUAUUUCUCUUUAUCCAGAUGCCUCCAUCCAACCAGCAGCACGCCCUAGGUCAGCCGUUUGAUCCCAGAUCCCCUGGGCGGUACGGGUCAGAAUCGGGUCUACACCUCGGAAGAGAUGUUCUGGAAUGCCAUGCUGAGGAAAGGGUGAGUGGACCAAUCAUAACACUGCUAGAGGAGGAAUAGGGUUUUAGUGCACCAUGUAAAUGGGUAUAGCCAGGCUCGUGUUUAUUUGGCACUGAAAAUGGAUUGAAACAGGGAGGACUUAUAAACACUAAACACUCAUUUGUUUUGUUUUCCUUGCAUGCCCUAAUGAACACGAUCCAUGUACUUUUAACUGAAGCUUCAAAUAGCUCCUGAAUGACCUGUACUUGUCAUGAUAUGUGUGCCAUGCCAGAUAUGUGAAAUUUAUUUUAUUGAUUUCUUUCUAGGGAACUAGACCCUCCCUGUUAUGUUCAGUGAUGGAAAAAGUACCCAGUGAUGGAAAAAAUACCCAAUUGUCAUACUUGAGUAAAAGUAAAGAUACCUUAAUAGAAAAUGACUCAAGUCAAAGUCACCCAGUAAAAUACUACUUGAGCAAAAGUCUAAAAGUAUUUGGUUUUAAAUAUAGUUAAGUAUCAAAAGUAAAUGUAAUUGCUAAAAUAUAUUUAAGUAUCAAAAGUAAAAGUAUAAAUAAUUUCACAUUCCUUACAUAAGAAAACCAGACGGCACGAUUUUCUUGUUUUUUCAUUCACGGAUAGCCAGGGGCACACUCCAACACUCAGACAUAAUUUACAAAUUAAAUUACAAUGGUAGAAAGGGAGAAUAAAUAACAACAUCUUUGUUUGUUCCUUGAGCAAGAAAGACCAUGUUUCUACUGAGCGUAAUGGUCCGAAUGACUGCACACAUGAUGGUGCCGCGUAAAAGAUCGUUUCUUCUAACUAACAAGGAGGAAACUACAGGGAAUAAAUUACCAUGGUGUACCGUAUGAGUACAGGUACGAUCCUUAAGCACAACAUCACACACAAAGUCAGCACUCGUAACAUCCAUCAUGAAACUAAAGUAGGGUUGCUAAUAACAGAUUGACCAGCUAUCACAAACAUGUAGAUUACUAAAAUCCAUUUACAUAUCAAAGAGUAAACGUAUAAAUCGAUCUGCACUAAACCUGUAAAGACCGCGAACCUGCUUCGAAAGAAGGAGGAGUCCUCCAGGCCGAAUAGUGACCAAAUGAAGCAUUUGUGUUUAGUGAUUCCGCCAGAUCAGAGGCAGUAGGGAUGACCAGGGGUGUUCUCUUGAUGUGUGAAUUGGACAAUUUUCCUGUCCUGCUAAGCAUUCGAAAUGUAACAAGUACUUUUUUAAAUUACAAAUGUAGUGGAGUAAAAGUAAAGUAGUAGUAGUCAAACAUAUAAAUAGCUAGCACUCUUUGUGUGGUUGUUUCAAUUUAUAAUACAAUAGAUUAUAUAACCUCAUUUUGUCUUCUACUCUUUGCAGGUAUGGCUUACCGUUUGACAUGCACGACUGGAUCGUAGACCGCUGUGUAAAAGAGGUGCGCUUGUCAUUGACUACUACAAUGGCGGUGAGAUCAAUAAGCAGAACUUCACCAUGCUUCGACUCCCUCAGUGCUGUGUGGGACCGUAUGAGAGUGGCC
Molecule: messenger RNA, 4077 nt
Organism: Coregonus sp. 'balchen'
Lineage: Eukaryota; Metazoa; Chordata; Actinopteri; Salmoniformes; Salmonidae
Source: the annotation of a GenBank genome assembly